GGAGCUUUCCUGGGAGUGGGAUCUGACUGCUGUGGAACCCCAGCUACUUCAAGGCCCUGAACACAUGAAAGCACUGUCCUGCAGAUGAGCCAUCACUGGGGGCUUUCCCGUCGCUGUCGCAGACCCAGAUAGUUUCUGGCGACAGCGGCAUUGCCCCCAACUCCCCAUUAUGCCCAACAACAGUCGGGCGGGGAACCUGAAGGACCUCGAAAUCGCUGACCUCUUCUUCAAGGAGGACCCAGAGAAGCUCUUUUCAGAUUUGCGUGAAAUUGGACAUGGCAGCUUUGGUGCUGUAUAUUUUGCACAAGAUGUGCGGACACAUGAUGUGGUGGCCAUCAAAAAGAUGUCUUACUGUGGGAAACAGUCUAAUGAGAAAUGGCAAGACAUUAUAAAGGAGGUAAAAUUCCUGCAGAGAAUACGACACCCAAACAGCAUAGAGUACAAAGGAUGUUACCUGAGAGAGCAUACUGCUUGGCUGGUGAUGGAAUAUUGUCUAGGCUCAGCUUCAGAUUUGUUGGAAGUUCACAAGAAACCUCUGCAAGAAGUUGAAAUAGCAGCGAUUACCCAUGGUGCUCUUAAGGGUUUGGCCUAUCUUCAUUCCCAAAACAUGAUUCAUCGUGACAUCAAAGCAGGAAAUAUCUUACUGACAGAACCAGGUCAGGUGAAACUCGCAGAUUUCGGUUCUGCUUCCAUUGCCUGUCCUGCAAACUCCUUCGUCGGGACCCCAUAUUGGAUGGCCCCAGAAGUAAUUUUAGCUAUGGAUGAGGGUCAGUAUGAUGGAAAGGUGGACAUCUGGUCUUUGGGAAUAACCUGCAUCGAAUUAGCUGAGAGGAAGCCUCCACUGUUCAACAUGAAUGCAAUGAGUGCCUUAUACCACAUAGCACAAAAUGAGAGCCCGACACUGCAGUCUAGUGAAUGGUCGGAUUAUUUCCGAAACUUCGUAGAUUCUUGCCUUCAGAAACUUCCUCAGGAUCGGCCAAACUCUGAGGAGCUCCUACAGCAUGCAUUUAUCCAGCGUAAGCGACCAGAAUCCGUUCUAAUAGACCUGAUAAAUCGGACCAAGGAUGCAGUGAGGGAGUUAGACAAUCUGCAGUAUCGUAAAAUGAAGAAGAUCUUGUUUCAAGAAGCCCACAAUGGACCUACAACUGAGGCGCAAGAUGAUGACGAGGAGCCCGAACACAAUGGGAGUAAGACAGGCACAGUGAACAGUGUGGGGAGUAACCAGUCCAUUCCAAGCAUGUCAAUCAGUGCCAGUUCUCAGAGCAGCUCCAUCAACAGUCUUACUGAUGCAGUGAACGAGACGAGUCAUGUAGGUAUAAAAGGAGACCACACAGUGAUGUCCAACAGCUCUGUCAUACAUCUCAAACAUGAACAAGAGACAAGUAAUGAAGAGUCUGAGCCUCAAAACCGGGCCACAGCAGAGCCACAAUCUCCUGUACAAACUCAGAGGCCAAAACGAAACCGUGAACAUUUUGCUACUAUACGCACAGCUUCAGUGCUCACUCGCCAAAUUAAGGAGCAUGAGCAGAAUUCUGAGUUAAGAGAGCAGAUAUUGGGCUACAAACGUAUGAGGCGGCAGCAUCAGAAACAGCUGUUGGCUCUGGAAAACAAACUGAAGGCUGAAAAAGAUGAGCACAGGCUCCGUCUGGACAAAGAGCUGGAGAACCAGAGGAAUAGCUUUUCCCAAGAGAUGGAGAAGCUCAUUAAGAAACACCAGGCUUCCUCUGAGAAAGAUGCAAAAACCUAUGCCAAUGAUGAAAAGAAGUUCCAACAACAUAUCCAGAGUCAGAUGAAGAAAGAGCUUAACGGCUUCCUAGAAUCCCAGAAACGUGAAUAUAAACGCCGCAAGGAACAACUGAAAGAGGAGCUGAAUGAAAACCAGUCAACACCCAAGAAAGAAAAGCAAGAGUGGUUGUCCAAACAAAAAGAGAACUUCCAUCACUUCCAAGCCGAGGAGGAGGCCAACUUGCAGCACAGACAGCAGCAGUACCUGGAGAUAGAAUGCCGCAGGUUCAAAAGGAGGAUCAUGAAUAUUCGCCACACUACUGAACAGGAUCUGGUUCGAGAGGAGUUAAACAAGCGUCAGACCCAGAAGGACCUGGAACACGCCAUGCUUCUCCGGCAUCAUGAGUCUAUGCAAGAGCUGGAGCGUCGCCAUCUUAACACCAUCCAAAAGACAAGAACCGAGCUGAUCCGCCUGCAGCACCAGACAGAGCUCACCAAUCAGCAAGAGUACAACAAGAGAAGGGAGAGGGAACUCAGACGCAAACAUGUCAUGGAGGUUCGUCAGCAACCCAAGAGCCUCAAGUCCAAAGAGCUACAGAUCAAGAAGCAGUUUCAAGACACAUGUAAGAUCCAGACCAGGCAGUAUAAAGCACUGAGAAACCAUCUGUUGGAGACCUCACCAAAGUCCGAGCACAAAGCCAUCCUUAAACGGCUGAAGCAGGAGCAGCACCGCAAGCUGGCCAUUUUGGCAGAGCAAUAUGAGCACUCCAUUAAUGAAAUGCUUUCCACGCAGGCGCUACGCCUGGACGAAACUCAGGAAACUCAGUGCCAAGCCUUACGAAUACAGCUACAGCAGGAGCUGGAACUUCUCAACGCCUAUCAGAGCAAAAUCAAAAUGCAGACAGACGCUCAACAUGAACGAGAAAAGAAGGACCUGGAAGAAAGGGUGUUGCUCAGAUUAGGACUACUGGAACAAAAGAUUGAGACAGAGAUGCAGUCUUUACAAAAAGAACAGCAAGAGCGAAUCCGGAGCCUGCUUGAACGCCAAGCGCGAGAAGUUGAGGCGUUUGACUCUGAAAGCCUGCGUCUGGGCUUCAGCAACAUUGUGCUAUCAAACAUCCCCCCUGAGGGUCUCAACAACAGCUUUCCGGGUGCUCCAGGACGUUAUAGUCAGCAACUGCACUCGUCUGUGAGCGCUCAGGGGCCAAACUGGAGCAGCCGUGGUUCGAGUUUAGGGUCAAGUCACCGAGGCACCCACCACCACCAUCACGCCAGUCUAGGAGGAAUGCCUAUGCAAGAGAACUGGGGGCAGGUCAUGCAUGGAGGAGCGGGUCCGCCUCCGUGGGGCCAUCACUCAGCUGGAUCGCUGGCCUCUCGCAGCAGUGGGAGCAUACAGAACAGCCCUCAAGUGAUGGGAGGACACGGUGAGCAGGGUAUGAGCAGGAGUUCCAGUGUCACCUCUCAGAUAUCUAACGGGUCACACCUCUCCUACACCUAAACUGCCCCGUCUCUGCCCCAGAGUCACUUUGAGUGAAGAAUAACAGCAGGACAGAGUAGGCCAUACCUCUGAUGCUCGGUCUGUGACAAUACCCCUGUACAGAUAUGGAUGUGUGAUAAAAUAAAUGUUGCUCAGGUCAAAAGGGUUGGAAAAGGCACAGCCCGUCCUCACGGCAGUUUAUUGGCACACACAGGUUCUUAGAUGUAUGUUACAAAAGCAGUUUGAGUAUUAGCAUCCCCUUUUUACACUCGUACAGAGAUUUUUUUUUUAAUAUUGUAAAUUUGUUCUAUUCACAGCCAUUGCUCUCCUUUUGCACAU
Nematolebias whitei (Rio pearlfish) is the source of this 3541-nucleotide messenger RNA. It is a transcript of the gene taok1a, whose product is annotated as TAO kinase 1a. Gene Ontology annotation, molecular function: ATP binding; protein kinase activity. Gene Ontology annotation, biological process: protein phosphorylation; execution phase of apoptosis. The transcript has 20 exons. Lineage: Eukaryota; Metazoa; Chordata; Actinopteri; Cyprinodontiformes; Rivulidae. The record is from RefSeq and is a predicted model, not a curated record. The coding region runs from base 170 to 3223 and encodes 1017 amino acids.